Molecule: messenger RNA, 2770 nt
Organism: Stylophora pistillata
Lineage: Eukaryota; Metazoa; Cnidaria; Anthozoa; Scleractinia; Pocilloporidae
Product: choline kinase alpha
Biological process (GO): CDP-choline pathway; phosphatidylethanolamine biosynthetic process
Cellular component (GO): cytoplasm
Molecular function (GO): choline kinase activity; ethanolamine kinase activity
Source: RefSeq, a predicted model, not a curated record
AAAGGAAAACUAACUUUGAAAAUAUUAUUUACAAUCAAUGAUAUCAUCAUCACAUUUGAUAUAUAGUACUUAAUAUAACACUUAUAUAGUAGAUAGAAUUGAUAAAUGUGGCUAACUAACAAUGUAAUAUAAUAAUAAAUCGUCGGAUAGAUAAAAAAUGUAAAAUACCAAAAAAUAUGCUUCCCUAAACGAUGUGUCUUUAAUUGUUUCUUUAAUAAAGUAAUACUGCCAAUAUAAUAUUCCCAAGACUGGAUGGCAAUGCAUUCCAUAAGACUGGAGCAGCAACCGCAAAGGCUCUGUCUCCAGUUUUCUUGGCUGAUUUGAUUUUGGGCCUUGCAAGAAUGUGGUUACCAACAGACCUUAGGUUAUAGCUGGACUGUUUAGGAGAUAAAAAUAUAUGCAGGUGCUAGACCAUGUACAGCUUUAAAGGUAAAUAAAGUAACUUUAAAAAUUAUUCUAAAUUUCACAGGCAGCCAAUGGAGGUCUACCAUGACAGGUGUGAUAUGCCUGCAUGGCAAGUUUGUGAGAAGUCUUGCAGCUGUGUAUUGCAUGCGUUGUAGUUUAUUCUUGUAGAUAACCGGUACACCAUAGAAGACUAAAUUGCAAUAAUCCAGGUAGCUGAUGACUAAUGCUUGAACUAAUGUCUAUGCAGCUUCAAAUGAUAAAAAUUUACGUUACGUCUUAUAUUAUAGAUAUAAUAAAAUGCUGACUGGCAUGUCUUGUUAAUGUGUUUCAAAUUGAAACUUAGAGUCAAACUAAACACCGAGAUAUCUAGCUUCGCUUACAGACGACACGGCAGUAUUGGCAACUAAGAGACUAUCAGUUUGUACUUUGGAGAGCUGUUGGCGGGUCCCAAUUAACAUGAACUCAGUCUUGUCCUCGUUAAGCUUGAACUUAUCAGCAAUCUGAUGCACUGCUCCAUGGCCCACCUGGCGUCUGUCUCACCAACCUCAUUGUCCGGUUUGAAUGAGAGGUACAAUUGGGUGUCCUCAGCAUAUGCGUGCGCAUGGGGCAAAUGAGUCUUCGUUACAUCAAAGAGCUUGCUGGCAUAAACAGAAAACAGAAGAGGACUGAGGCAUGAUCCCUGACCGGCACACCAAAUGACAGAUGGCAUCUCUCUGACAGUUUUCCGUCCACAAUAACUCACUGGGUCCGACCAGAAAGAUAAGAGCCGAACCAUUUGGGAGCAACACUGGUGACACCAAAUGAGAGGUGGUCUGAGCAAUAAAUUAUACAUUUGUUCCCUCCCUGAAAGUUAUGGAGUUGGGAAAGAAGAGAAGAGAAAAGUUGUUCUGCGCAUCUAUGGUCCGCUCUACGAUGAACUUGUUACAAGUAUUGGCUGCCUGAUUGCAGAUUCUGUUGUUUUUGCCUUGCUUUCGGAAUGGAAUGUUGGACCAAAGCUUUUUGCAAUAUUUCCUGAGGGUAGAUUGGAGGAAUUACUUCCGGCAAAAAGUCUUACAAGAGAGGAUCUGGCAAAACCUGAAUUAUCUGUGAGAAUUGCACAAAAAACGGCAGAGUAUCAUCAGUUACAGCUACCUCUCCGCAAGGACCCAGAUUAUUUAUGGAACACAAUAUCUGAAUGGUGUGAAGAAGCCCUGCAAACACAUUUUAAUGAACAAGAUAAAGCUGUGAAGUUGGCCAAACUCAAAAGUGUAGAUUUAAAACAAGAAUAUGAGUUUUUGAGACACUAUUUAGAGACGGCAACUUCACCAGGACCAGUUACAUUUUGUCAUAAUGAUCUCCAACAAGGGAAUAUUCUGAAAGUCUCCAGAGAAUUGCAAGAAAAUAAUGAGGAAGAUUUUGACUUAAAGCUGAUAGACUUUGAAUUUAGUGCCUACAACUACAGGGCUUUUGACUUAGCAAACCAUUUUUGUGAGUGGAUGUUUGACUACUCUGUUCCUCCUCCGCAUUAUUUUGCUAUGUCCCUCAAAAGUUGGCCCAGCAAAGAACAGCAGUUGAUCUUUAUCAGAGCGUACCUUGGAAAAGUUGUAAAGGACAAUAAUUACACAUUAGCUGAAUCUACAACUAUAGAGGAAUCAGAAUUGUUAGAUCAAGUUAACAGAUUUGCCUUGGCGUCCCACUUCAUGUGGGGUCUGUGGGGAGUUGUUCAACAACGACUGAACUCUGCUGCUAACGGAAUCCAAUUUAAUUAUUUGGAUUAUGGCUUGGCACGGUUUGAAGCAUAUCAUCAUCGAAAGAAAGAGUUAGGCCUCAUUUAAAGAACAAAAUUAUUUGACUUAUAGAUACAGAAGUGAUAAUUUAAGCACUAAUUUACUUGACUGUUGAAAAGCAGGUUAUUUGAAUACUGUAAGGAAAUUAUAAUUGCUAACAUCAAAAUUUUCUAUAAGAUCUGCAGAAUUUGUCGAUUUGUGACUUUUUCCUCGUUCCCUUUGUUUAUAGAUAGUACAAAACACACACACACUCACACUUAUAAACUCAAACCUAUAAAUACUUUUCUUGAAAUUAUGUUAAUGUAAAUAAUUAAAACUGAUUAAGGCAAGUUCAAAGAUAUCAUCAAAAUAACAAAUUAAUAUAUCAAUUGUAUUACUAUUUCUACCUCAUGAAAGGAAAACGAGUAACAUUUUACUAGUCAACAAAACAUGGUCUUGAAAAGUAUCAAGAUUUUACACUGUUAAAGCUUGUCCCGGUGAUAACUUUCUAAUGAUUAAAUUUGGAUGCUUUGUCAAAUUUUGGCGUCAAUUUUUUAGGGUUGGAUCGUGUUAUGUAUGUAACUGGUUCAAUGUAACAGGAAUUAAACUGAGCAUAGUUA